Messenger RNA from Andrographis paniculata, 534 nucleotides. RefSeq lists its product as uncharacterized. Gene Ontology annotation, biological process: DNA-templated transcription. Gene Ontology annotation, molecular function: DNA binding; protein dimerization activity; DNA-directed RNA polymerase activity. Lineage: Eukaryota; Viridiplantae; Streptophyta; Magnoliopsida; Lamiales; Acanthaceae. The transcript has 3 exons. Bases 16 to 312 code for a protein of 98 amino acids. The record is from RefSeq and is a predicted model, not a curated record. Gene Ontology annotation, cellular component: RNA polymerase I complex; RNA polymerase III complex.
UUUUUCUCAGCAUCAAUGGAGCACGGAUCGUACGAGGAUCAAUCACAAGCGACGUUUUCAUUGACAGAUGAAGAUCACACCAUUGCGAAUGCACUAAGAUUUACACUUAAUCAAGACCCAAGAGUGUCAUUUUGUGGUUACAGCAUACCGCACCCGGCAGAUGCUAAGGUGAAUAUAAGAGUCCAGACAACUGGUGACCCUGCACGAGAGGUAUUGAAGGAUUCUUGCCAGGAUCUAAUGCUUAUUUGCCAGCAUGUUAGGAGCACAUUCGACCGGGCUGUUAUGGAGUUCAAGAGCAAGCAGGGAAAAUAAUCCAUGGAUUUAAAAAUGUAAUGCAUCCCUUUACCAUAUAUCCUUUCAAUGUAUGACAACUCUGUUAUAAAGGUUAGGGGUUCUUUAUGUAUUGUUAAUUGAAUCAUGAGGACACAGUGAUGAAUGAGAGAAUGUAGAUGGGGAUCUUAUUGUGGUUCAAAGAUCAUACUCUGUGUUUAUGUAACCGGGGCAAGAAAUAUAUUGAAAAGUUUUUCACUUGAA